Molecule: messenger RNA, 6540 nt
Organism: Ectocarpus sp. CCAP 1310/34
Lineage: Eukaryota; Phaeophyceae; Ectocarpales; Ectocarpaceae
Source: the annotation of a GenBank genome assembly
AUGCUCUUCCUCGCCCUCUGGGGCAUUGUCCUCUUGGCGGGGGCAGCUCUCUGGGUGCGCUCGGAGCCGAUGCGAACAACGCUGCUGCCUUACCCCGCUUCGGAGUUGACCGGUUCGAGGUUCCGCCGCCGCGGGGGUGCGGCGCAACUCUGGGCGGCGGCCGCCGAAGUUGAGAGUGAUGAUGGGAAGGGAGCAGUCGGUGGCGGUAAUCACGAGGGUGAGAGCACAGUAGCAGAGUCGGCGAGGAAGUGGCGGGAUCUGGUGGUACUGCUGGCCCUCGCGCCUCCGGCGCUGGAUGCGACCGCCCAGUUCUGCUUCUUGCGAAUGGCGGCGAGGAGUUGCAGCGCCUGGCUCGCCGUGGGUCUUUUUAUCGCUUCGACCGUGUACGCCUGUCUGGUGGGAGCGUCGGUGGUGUUGGCGGGAGUGGCGGAGCUCAAAGGAGGAGAGGGCAAGUUUAGGUGCCUCGUGGCAUCAUGGCACGCCCUCCUGCUCCUAACGGCGGUGGGAACGCUUUCCCAGCAGCAGUGGGAUAGGACCGUGGUCCGCCAGGGACUAGGAUCCAUGCUACUUUCGCUGGCGGCAUGGCAGCUGGGGGGGCUCUCCGCUAGGCGGGUCGAAGGGGCCGUCCGCUACAGCCUGGUGGUUACGGUGCAGAAAGCGCUUGGAGAGGCCAGCAACCACGAGGUGAUCGCCGCUCUUGAGGUCGUGUGUUUGUCUUUCUCGCUACCCGCACUUACCGCCGAGCCCCCCUACCCGUGGCCGAACCAUCCGCCCUCCGGCCAACCUCGCCCGAAACAUGCCACCCACAAACACCCAUGCAUCGAGAAGUUCUCACCCGAGUCUCUGCUGGAGCUGGCCGCUGGCCGCUGGUUGAUCGAAUACUGGUCCCAGCCUCCGACUUUCUCCGCCCUGGAGCUGCGCGAGAUGCUCGUCCAAGCCGUAUCGUCGAUCACACGGGAGAGGCUUGUCGGCAGUACGAGUGGGCGCGGCGGCGGCGGCGGCGGCGGCGGCGAUGGAGGGGACCGGGGUCGCAGCAGCGGGGACAUGCAUGACACUUUUGUGAAGGAUGGAGUAAGGGAUAGUCCAGAGCUUACGGAGGCGCCGUCUCCCGGGAGGGGGGUUGAGGCGCUCACGGGGUGGCUGGAAGGGAGGGGCAGUGAGCCCCCGGUGCCAAGGUUCUGGCGUCCUGUGGAAACCCUUGCCUCUGCUAGCCCGGGAUGGGUGCUCGUGUCAUCGGAGGCGCCGCUCCUCUUGAGAGCAUGUCCAACCUCGUGCGCGUCCGCCUUUUUGCUGUUGCGGUCGUUGGUCGGGGGAGCAUCGUGGAUGGAGUGGGCGUUUCUCCUGGCCCUCGCGGGGCCGGCGGCGGUGGAGUUGUGGAGGCUUCGGGUCUUGCGGAAAGAGGUGGGUGCGGUAGCACUGCCUCCGCAACAAAAAAUGUUUCUUACGAAAAGAAAAGGAUCAGGGAGGGGACACACAGACCCUAACCCUACUCCCCAACUUAACCGAUUCUAUGUUUCAUCCAGUGUGACGGGUGCGCCGUCCGGGUGGCUAGUUGCGAAUAUGGUUUCUAACCUUCCGCUUCCCAACCGCGUCGGCGCCGUGCUCUCUUCCCUUCAACAGCUAACCCGAAAGAAACGCGACCAUGGGCCGCUGCAGCCGCCGCCGCCGCCGCUGCCGCGGCGGACGCAGGCAGCAGGAGCGGCCGGCGACCGCCUAUCCCUUCUUCUCCGAGAGUCCAAUCCCCCUCUCGAGAACGUCUGGAAAAACGCGGCGCGCCUUGCGGAGAAGCUCGGAGAGGACCCCGCGGGCGGCGGCGGCGACGGUAGGCCGAGUCCUCGUGUGGUCGACCGGGUUGUCGCGGGGGUGGCAGUUUCGGGUGCGACUGAUGCUCCUCGCGUGAGCUGCCCCGAGGCGGCCUCCGCAGUGCCGAAGAGCUCGCUCCCCGUUGAUCGCGACAAGGCGGAUAUUUUUCGUGCUGACCUGGCGGCGAGGAUAGGAGCCGAGCGUGUCCUGGGUGGGCGGCCCCGCUUGCUGAAGGACUACCUAGCGUUUUCGAGGCCGAGAUCAGCCGAGAGUCCCGCCUACCCCGGCCGGUUCACGGGCAGCAGGACGAACAACAGCCUCGGACUCGGGCUGACUCGGCCCCUGGCUGGCUCUCCUGGGUCGCUUAACGGGGCGACGGCCACCGCUGUUGCCCCUACCGCAGCCCCAGCCCCCACCGCCGGCGAUGACGCCGGUGUCGGCUUGGGCGGAGUUUCUGCUGGGACCGAAGAGGGUAGAAGCGCCAGGGCUUCGUCGGCUCCGGCGGAAACAGCGGCAGCAGAGGACACAGAAGCAGCGGCACCUCUGUCACCGCCAGAAGAGGCGGCAGUGGCAGUGUCGGGAGGGGCGCAAGUCAGCGAAGAGGCGAUGGCAGCGUGGCCGUCGGCGACUUCUCCUGUGCCGUCGGCGUCACCGCCACCGCUUUCUCCGCCGUCGCGGUGCUCGGCGGACGGCGAAGAACCAACGGCGGCCGCACUGCCCGCUGCAGACACCGCCGCCGCCGCCAUUGAGGCAAGCGCUGAUGCUGCUACGGCGGCGAUUCCGGUCCGCGGGGACCCCGGUGACGAUGAUGCUUGGGACCUGUUCGGGGCGACGUGGGCGGGGACCGUCGUGGGCGCCGCGGGCGAGCUGGCGGGGGCGAUCGGCGACGUGGCCGGGGGUGCGCUGGGUUCGGUCCCGGUGUUGGGCGGCGUGCUGGAGUGGUGGGGCGGUGGAGGGGCGCCCGAGAAGGCCGAGGACUCUGUUGGCGGGGGUGGUGGUUGCGAAGCGUUGGCCGCGGAGAAGGACAGCACUGUGGACGGUGCCAUCGACGGCGUUACCAUCGACGGGACUAUUGACGGAGCAGCCAAUGUGAGUCGAGGCGGCGGUGGAGGCGGCGGAGGGGUUGAGUCUAGUGCUCGCCGGGCGGGGUCGUCAGACCAUAGCGGGAUCGAAUCGGUUGGUGCCCUGUCGAAGGCGGCGGAGGGGAGCAGCGGAGGAGCCGACACCGGUGAGCUCCACAAAGCCGGGGAGAGCACAGGGCAGGAGCAAGGCGGGCUGCUAGUUGAAGAUGAGGCUUCUUCAGUCGCUGACGAUGCGCCCGGCACUGCGAGACAGCCGGCGGAAGCCAAGAAUCCAAGUGCAAGUACCCCAAUAAGCAACGGAGACGCCGGCAGCGAGGAGGAUUUCGAUUGCGACGACGGCGGUUCUGAGAACGAGGACCGGCGCGAGAAGCAAAGGCCGACCAGCGCGUCGCUGUCUCCCCUGUGCACCAUCGACGACACCACCACUACCAGCAGCAAGGUUACGGCUCAGCUUCCACCUGGGGAUGACGUUUCCAACGGGGACGGGCAGCAACAGCAGCAGCAGCAGCAGCAGCGGGAAUCCCCGUGUGCGGGCACCAACACGCCAUCCUCAGCAUGUCGCGAUGAAGGUCAAGGGGGUGAAAGCACCACGACUCCAGAGGAGGAGCAUGGCGUGGAUCACAAGAGCAGCAUCGUUAGCAGCAGCAGCAGCAACAACAACAACAACAACGAUGAGCGUGAUACCACAACUCCCGCGUCUGCAGUGGCAUCACUUGCAGCAAGGGAGGAGGAGGAAAGGGGGGAGACCGACGCUGUGGAAUCGAUGGCGGCGACGCAGAUUGCAGCACCCGAAAUCACCGGGGUGGAGUCGGAGGGAAAGGCGCAAGAAGCAGGGAGCGGCCCGCAUGGCCUGACAGGAAUGGCAUGGUGGACGGUGUCGAGGGCGGUGGAAUUUGCCGGAGGCGCGGCGUACGGCUUCCUGCCGGGUUUCCAGGAUGCCAAGGAGGCGGGCGGCGAGCGGGGGGGGGAAGGGGACGAUACGAAGGAGGCGUCUGGCGAGCAAUGACACUGUCGCGGAGCUGCUACGCAUCGUUGACGAUAACGAUAGAAGCUUUCGAGUAGAGGGAACCAAACAAAAGUGUGGCUGUGGAGCCGACGUCGGCUGCGAGAGGGUGCCCGUGCCAGCGUCGGUAACUCACGAAGGUUCCUGUGGGAGAGGCGCUGAGGCGGCGACGGCGGCGGCGUUCACCACGGGCAACGGAGCCUGAUUGAAAGUCGGUUUUCUUUUAGUAUUUUGUCAUGUUUUGGUGGCGGUGGACGAUUCAGGUUCCAACGUCGGUUUAUAGCACGCUCGCCGCUAGGGUGUACAUGUUCUCCUCACGAGACGAGUUGGGUGGAGGGUGAAAAGCGUACCGGGAGCGGGGAACAAGCGAACUGCUGGGAAUCACCACAGCGGCAACCAACCAAGAAGUUGCCACAACGCUGACGGCCGUGUGUGUACCGUGCUGGCGUGGCGCGACGGCGGUGAAAGCUAGGACGCAGAAGCCACCAGCAACGCCGCAGAUGGAUGAGGUUGUUUUUCUUGAUUGUCACUCGUCGGUCGACGGAAAGCCUGGCCUGCUGGGCGAGCGUCGUGGCGAAUGGUUCAGGCUGGCCAUGUGGGGAAACCGGCGAUUGGGGGUCGCGUAGUUGUACAAGUGGAAGUGGAAGUAUUUGUUGUUGCCUGGUGGGCCGUCCUAUUGUAGCCUACUAGCGCUCGAGGGGUUAAUUCUAGCACGAGUUCUUGAUGAGCCUCAUGCUUGUCUCUCUGGGAGUAGUAGACACGGGGAAAGGGAGACCCAGGUAGAGCGAAGAGCGUUGUUCCUUCUACGAUGGCCCAUGGUUUUCUCGAUGCUUGCAUGAGAUAGGUACAGGUGGUGCGGAUGAUAGAUAGAUAAGGUGGUUUCCUCUCCUGUUCCGCGCGAUGAUUCCGUGGUGUGGAAUUUAUAUGUACAGGAAAGGUGAUGUGAUAAAUAAAGCAGGAGGAAAGGGUGUGGGUGCAGUAUCGUAAGGGGGAUCUUUUCAUGUUGACUUUUUUCAAUCUGGUUUUCUGGACCUUGUCGGCUAAACACCACGUCGUGUUCCAGUUCUCACCGGAGAUGCGUUUGCUUUGCACACUUGUCUCGCGAGUGGGGGGGGAGGUGAUUACCCCGACCACAUUAUAUAAUAAUGAUGGGUUAACCUUAUAUUUCGGAGAUGUUGAUACGUUGAUUUUGCCCUGGAAAUACCCAAUAUUUUGAGAAUAGCGUUGCGUGGUGAAACACGUCGUUAAUCCCUCGAGAGGACGCCCGGUGUGUCACACGAGCGUAGUUCUUGGGGGGGGCAAUCACCUGCCUUUGUACGGGAGGAAGAGAAGCUCUUCCAGCCCAAGUACCGACAGUGAGAUGACCCCCGUGCGUUUUUCCUGUGCUCGCGUAGAUUAGGCCGACUUGGCGAUACUAAACGAGUCGAGCGUACACUGCUAUUUUGCAGGGAGGCAGAUAAGAACAUGUUGGAAGAGAUAAAUAGGAGCAUGGUUCUUCGACGGCCUUUUUUAUUGCUAGUAUUGCGUGAGUUGGUCAUCGAUGUUCCGAAUUGCCAGCCCCAUCCCCCGGCAUGCAGUGAGAGGGGGUUCUGGCGGGUCAUGUGAGCGUCGAUGUUUUCGCAUGUUCGGCGGUUCUGUCGAAGCGAAGCGUGUCCGGAUCGAUGUUUUGCCGACUUUAUCUUGUCUCGAACGUACAAUGAACGAUAGAUAGCUUGGAGUUUAGAUUUGUUCACGUUCAUGUCGGUUGUUGGGCAGGGAACGUCUCUGCCGUAGAAGCAAAGAGUCAUGUUGGUACUGUACGACGAAGCACACGACCCAACACACUAAAACGAUCGUUGUGCUUCAUUUUGAGUUGCCACAUAGAUCGGACUUUUGGCGUUUUGUUUUUUUCAACGAACGUUGUUAGAUUGUUCUUUUCUCUUGGCGUGCUUUCCUCGAUGAGGCCAUUGCUAUCUAGAGGCUGGGGUAUCGAGGCUGCGCUUCCGGCGUCCCCCCCCCGGUUUCCCGAUCAGACAUUGGUUGGCAGAUUGCGUCCACCAACUAUCCAUAUUUUUUGCUGGCCCCCGUUCCAACGUGUACGCACGGGAGGCUUAGAUUAUUCCUCUACGUCAUGAUGGUCGGGUGGAUAGAUGUCGCGUAUUUCCUCCAUAGACUAACAUGUUUCUGUUCUUUCUUUUCUUUCGUUUAAAUGUGUUUUCUCCCGUAAGAGACAAAGGCAGCGGUAAGGAGCGUACCGGGGGACUGGGGACGUGCGUGUAUCGAUCGUGCCGCUCUAGUUUACUUUUCUGUGAGAUUUCAAUAAGUAACCAGCAUCGGACGGGCGUUCAGGUGAAUCGUUGCAAGGUCCUUUGUAGCCAGCGAUGAUUUGGCACGGGUACGUUGAUGCAUCCUAAGCAGCAGCAGUAGACCGUUGUGGUGCCGUGCUCCGUCCGUGUACCGCAAGAAGGAUCGUUGCGUUUUCGACCGAAAGGAGAGACAACUUUCGUUCCAAGCAGAAGCGAUAAACGGGACCACCCGGUUGCACGUUUGGUAUGGGGCGUGACGUGAAACCCUGGGUUCAUGUAUUAGACGUGGGGGGGCGGGGCGCGGUGAAUGGGCUGCCUUGUGCCCGGGAUGUUGCGCGAGAUUGUCGUCGUCAACAAAUUUGCGGCC